This is a messenger RNA of Dentiscutata erythropus, 597 nucleotides long. NCBI's taxonomy places the organism in Eukaryota, Fungi, Glomeromycota, Glomeromycetes, Diversisporales, Gigasporaceae. The record is from the annotation of a GenBank genome assembly.
AUGUUCAACCUUGCUUACUGUUUUCGACACGGUAUUGGCACUCCUAUAGAUUAUCAGUAUGCUUAUAAUCUUUAUCUACGUCUUGCAAAAUCAGGUGAUCCACAAGGUAUGAAAUUCGUCGGAAAUUGCAAUUUCGCCGGAAUAGGUACUCCUAAAAACGACGAUGAAGCUCUCAAAUGGUUUCAUCGAUCAAGUGAAUUUGAUUGUUAUUGGGGUGGUAAAAUGGAAUAUGCAUUAUUACUUUUCGAAAAAGCUAUGUCUGAUAUUGGACUUGGCUACACUUUCGACCCUUUCGCCCAGAACUUUGUUGAAGCUUUCCACUUGAUACGCGAAGUAUGCGAUAAUUUCCCCUCUUGUCCUGGUUUUAAUAAAUUAAUGCUUGGUAAAUUUUAUCAUAUGGGCUUCGGUUGCCAAAGAGAUCUUCAAAAAGCCUUAGAUUGUUACCGAAUGGCUUUAGAUAGCUACUUUAUGACUACGUCUUUAAAACAAGAAUGUGAAUCAUUAAUUAAUGAUAUCUAUCAAAGCUGUGAUCCUUCGUUAUCGACAGCCAUUAAAAAUGAACUAUUUAUUUUCGACCAUUCAAAUGGAGGGUUCUAA